Messenger RNA from Mangifera indica (mango), 1403 nucleotides. RefSeq names its product epoxide hydrolase A-like. The transcript is spliced from 3 exons. Gene Ontology annotation, molecular function: hydrolase activity. The coding region runs from base 114 to 1070 and encodes 318 amino acids. The record is from RefSeq and is a predicted model, not a curated record. NCBI's taxonomy places the organism in Eukaryota, Viridiplantae, Streptophyta, Magnoliopsida, Sapindales, Anacardiaceae.
UCUUUCUACUCGCCUUCGUGCUACCAUCACAACUACAGCCCAUCUCUUUAUAACGCUACACAAUCCACAGCUUUCAACUGCUCCAACAACGAAACUUCAACCCAGAAUCAGCGAUGGAAGAUAUACAGCACAGAAUUGUGAAUGUCAAUGGCUUAAACAUGCACGUGGCAGAGAAAGGCGAAGGUCCAGUCAUUCUCUUCAUUCACGGUUUUCCCGAACUGUGGUACUCCUGGCGGCAUCAGAUCAUCGCCUUGGCUUCCCUCGGCUACCGAGCCAUUGCUCCGGAUCUACGUGGCUUCGGUGACACUGACGCGCCGCCGUCUGUCUCGAGUUACACGUGUUUCCACGUGGUGGGGGACCUCAUUGGACUUCUCGACGUCGUUGCCUCUGAUCAGGAUAAGGUGUUCGUGGUGGGCCAUGAUUGGGGUGCUCUUAUUGCUUGGUACUUGUGCUUGUUUAGACCGGAUAAGGUCAAAGCUUUGGUCAACUUGAGUGUUGCGUUUAAUCCCUGGAACCCCAAGAGGAAGCCACUUGAGGGUUUGAAAGCUGUUUAUGGUGACGAUUAUUACAUGAUCAGAUUUCAGGAGCCUGGUGAGAUAGAAGCUGAGUUUGCCCAGAUUGGUACUGAGACAGUUGUCAAGGAAUUCUUUACAUACAGGACACCUGGUCCUCUUUUUCUGCCUACAGGUAAAGGAUUUGGACAUCCCCCAAAUGCUGAAAUUGUCUUACCCUCUUGGCUAUCAGAGGAUGAUGUUAAAUACUACACCAGCAAAUUUGAGAAAGGCUUUACAGGAGGAGUGAACUAUUACCGUAAUAUAAACGUGAACUGGGAACUUACAGCUCCUUGGGCCGGGAGUCAAAUAAAGGUUCCUGUUAAGUUCAUCGUGGGUGACCUGGACCUGACAUAUUAUAUGCCAGGAGUCAAGGAUUACAUACACAAAGGUGGGUUCAAGCGAGAUGUGCCAUUAUUGGAAGAAGUGAUUGUAAUGGAAGGUGUAGGUCACUUCAUUAAUGGAGAAAAGGCUGAUGCAAUCAGUGAGCACAUAUACAACUUUUUUCAGAAGUUCUGAUAUGUUAUUUGGUUUCUAGUAGAGUUUUCACUUCAUCUGGGUUGUUCUGCGGCAGUGCAACAGGAGUUGUUAAGUAUUUUAUCUCAAGCAUUAAUAAUUGUAUUUGGGUUGUUCUUCAGAGUUCAGAGUGCAAUGCUAGUUGUUUGAAAUAAGCCAUGGUGUGUAAUGGUGUAUGUUUCAAAAUCGUAUAAUAAGUAUGCCAUUGUUGUCAAGCAUUCUGAAUCUCUUGAAGAUUGUUAUGGACUGUUCUGGGCCGUAUUGAAAACCUCAAGUUAGGUUUUCUUUUGAUUGGGCCUCUGGAAAGCUUCUAUAAAUGGUUUAAAUUGGGCUUUA